This is a messenger RNA of Amoebophrya sp. A25, 5577 nucleotides long. Lineage: Eukaryota; Dinophyceae; Syndiniales; Amoebophryaceae. The record is from the annotation of a GenBank genome assembly.
AGCAUCUUUUCAAGUAUCCCAUUCUCUUCCCCGUGACCAAUGUGAAGUUUGUUUAACGGCAUUGGCCAUUUGAGUAUUGAAAAUCCAUGGAGGUGGUGGAGUUUUUAGAGUAGAACUGUGAUCUCUAUUAAAUUGUUGUUCGACGCUAUUGUUCUGGUUUCGUACCUGAACCCUUACAAACAAGAUGUCGUUUGCCGCCUUUCAGUACCCAGAGCGCUUAUCGGUGCUUGGUCAGUUUGAUGUGGUGGUGGAAAACGUGGGUCUGCAAGUGACAGAUCAGCGUUUGGCUGAGGUCUUUCUUGCUCGGGAUCCCGAAAGUCCAGGACAAUACCGCGUAAUAAAAACUUCGAGUCCGACGAAGACGAAUGCAGAUGUUGCCGAAGCCUCCAAUAACGUGGAUGGUCCCAGGGGUGAUUGUACUGUGAGAAAGUCUCACAACGCAAGUUCUUCACGUCUUUCUUUUGCAGGGAAGGAGCCGGCAAGUCAUGGUACUAAUGAUAAGUCUAAGUCGACGUCGCGUGUGUCGUCUGCCAAACAGAUGAGUGGGCACCGCAGGAGAAGCAGCCGAAAGUCUCUGCGGUCCAUGAAGACAUCUGCGAGUGAAGAUGUCCAUCCAAAUGCCUCUACAGAAAGUAGCAACACGAAUAUCGUCGCAAAUGGUGUUUCUCCUGUGGGUGUGACGUCGAGGAAGAAUCGUUCAACAAGCAAUUCACAGAGCCCAACGACUCUGUCUCGUAUGAGUAAAAGAUCAUCCACUGUAAAAAGUCGAAAAAGUAAUCAUGCAGUAUCGCGAAGGACAGCACCACCGGACCUGCAAGUACAGAAGAGCCAUAGCACUGCCCCUAGAACUAGUACGGGUGAACCGAGUACCAUGUCCAAGGCAUAUGUUGACCUCCAAAGAACCGGAACUCCGACGCCGAAGCAUGGGAGAUCGUCAGUAAGGCACUCGUUUCCGUUUCGACCCAGUGUGCGGAGCUCCGAGUUCAGUGGUAAGGAUAGCAAUGGAGAUGUAUCAGAUGAAGUUGAAGAUGAUUCCACGAAAAUUGAUUUGAUCUCUUUGGAAUUGGGUGAAGAUGCGCGGAAAAGGAAGAAUGGAGCAUCUUCGAGUCGUGCUUCUAGGAAAAGCGUGAACAAGAGUAGAGAAGAAUCGGGUCUUUUGCGUGCGAAGUCGUCGGGUUCAUCUUCGAGCAGAAGUCGGAGCACAUCUAUAACAGCCAAUGAGCAGCAGCCAAGUGAAGUAGACGUCAAAAGUCGUGGUGGCAAAGGAAUGCGCGAGUCUCGGUCUUCAACUCGUCUUCGCUCUGUCAACGGGAGAAAGAGCUCGAGUGCUAAGCGACUGAGUGCGGCUGCCUCCCGUGCCUCUACGGCGUCGCGCCAAUCGGUGCGCAGCUUACAAUCUUCUAAAGCAGAAAGAGCCAGUGUGUCCCGCCUGUGGUCUUCGACACAAACUUCGUCUAAAGAGCAGAACAGUGCGCGAAGCAGUUUGGUUAUUGUACCCGAGGAGACUAAAAAGGGGCGAGUAAAGAGUCAUUUAGAGGCCGAUGAGUCUGGUGGUUUUACAUCAAGCCUCACCCUUGGAAGCGGUCAACCACGCAUGGGGUCGCGUCGCGAUACCUACCCGCCCCUGGCACCCGAACAGAAUGCCAAUACGGACGUCGGUCUAGAAAAUUCAACAGCUUCGCGCAGUAGCGCAGUUGUUUACAGCAACUUUGGGCCUGCUGGUGCUACUGCGGCCAGCCAGAGCCCGACCGAAUCGCCAAUGAGCGUGUCGAAAACCGUCAGCUGGUCUCGUGCUCCAGUCGAGGAACGACGCAUAAGUGAUAGAAAGUCUCAGAAGGCACAACUUCUGCAGAAAGGACCUCGUUCCAGCAGCGUCUCCAGCAGCAGUGGCCCGACCAGGAGGACGAGCUCGCGGAACACGAUCACAAAACUAGUGUCCAACGGCCAGAAUCCGUCUCGUUCAAGCAGCCGGCGCAGCGCGCAUGCUGCUAGUAGAACAAAGAGCACCGAUUCUUCUCCUUUGCUAAGUCGUAGUUCUUCACGCACAUCCAGAUCUACAGCUUCUAGGAAAAGCAUGGAAAAUGAUAUUGCUGCCUCAACACCACCCUCUCGAAGAACAUCUGAAAAUCCUAGCACUGACAUGGCCGCUGCUGCGAUUGUAGAAAAGAAAAUCUCAAUGCGACGAUCGCAGAAAAGUAAGCGGCCGAGGCAGCUGGUUGCUACGGAAACAGAGCACGCAGUCAAUUUCAGUCCAGUGGUAUAUGGAUGAUUUUUAUAUUCCUUUCUGACGACCAUCGAGGCUGCCCUUGUUUCCCCUUAAAACAGUAUAGCUGAAGGCGGGCCUCGAUGGUCUGGCUAGAUGGAAAAUACAUCAUUCAUAUGGUACGCAAAGUGUCCUCCGUGUCUUCGCAUCGAGCGUCUCAGGGAAGAUCUCCAACUUCGCGCGCUUCCGCCGUUCAAAAGAUAGAAGAAGUUGAGAAGCAGACUUCCACUUCUGCUGGACUAGAGGCUAAUGCCUCUGUCGUCAGCACAUUGAGUGCUCGGAAAUCAAAGGGAAGUCUGGCUUCCAGUCUGCGAGGAUCAUCGAUUGCCGAACAGUCGACCGCAGCAUUAGAUUCGCGGGAUGAAGACUUCUACUCGGAUGAAGAAGACCUCUACACAGAUGAAGAAGAGGAGGAAGAAGAGGACUACUUCUACACGGAAGAUGAGGAUGAAUACGAAAUCGAAAACGAAGACAAGGAUUAUAGUUAAGGCUCAGCUUUCAUUGGUCACUGAGGUUGGUCACUGAAAUCGAAGGGGCUCCCUUCAGAGAACAGGGGAAAACAGAGGGAGAACAAGCAGAGGGGUAAAGGGCCCUUUUCUUUCAGCAUCAGUGACCAAUGAAUGUCGACGUUUAAUAUAACCAGCGCCAAAGUGAUGAAAGUCGCGCAAGUAGAAAAAGCACGGGAGUGCGCGGGAAGAGUGAGGCUGACACUUCUGUUCGCAAAAUGAGUAGUACAGGAGUGUCCUCUGUUCGUCAUUAUGGUGAUCAUAUGGAUGACGCUGAGUCCUUCUACACGGAUGAAGAGGAAGAGGAGGAAGAGUAUGAGUACUACACGACCACAGAUGAAGAGAGCGAUGACGAAACGUUGAAGGACGAUUAUAAAGUGCAACCACGAGUAUCGGCAUCGCGGUCUCGCAAGUCUUCGCGGAAGAGUAGUCGUGGCGCGUCGCUCGUACAACGUGCUUCCUCGCGAAAGUCGCAUUUGGAACAAUUGGUGGAGGAUGAGGAGAAUAGCCUUGCUGUCUCGCAGAGUGUACACCGGAAUACUGAGUUGCAGUCUGUUCUGAGUCGUACCGAUAGCAUUUCACGCGUGGCCCGUGAGCGGCUUUCAGCCUCGACCAGCAAUCCGAUGAAUGGUCCUUCGGCUACUUCGGCAGCAGCGACUAACACCAUUGUGAAGUCUCCCUCUGUAGGACGGACAUUGUCGUCGAAGGAAGAAAGCCUGCAGCAAGGUCGCGCACAGGUGCCACAGCCAAUCCAAACACUUUCGUCGACGAGCUCUAGCCCGUUGUUGCCUAAAGCGAGCACCAGCGGGACUUUCGUUGUGCGGGUGCCACUCGCAAAACGGGCAUUGUGGGAGGAUAACGUACGAUUCGCAUGGUCGCGUAGCGGAAAGUGCUACGUUUGCCAGUUGCAGAACGUCGACAAGCUUGCAGAAGUCUGCGGAUCGAGUAUACAGGCAAUGGCGGCCUAUCCUGGAGCGCGCGCAUGGCAAUUAUUUUAAGGGUCGGUUUUGGGUGUUUCUCUUACCGUUUGUUUUGACUCUCCUAAGGGGAAAAAGCAUAACAAACGGGGAACAGAAACGCCAGGACCCUACCUCUAAUUAUUGCGUCUAGGAUCCUCGGAAAAUGCGAUGGAACUCACAGGCCAUUCCCGCAACGAUGUUGAAACCUUUUGGAGAAGUCUAGCCAACGCGAGCUCGACUUCCGCAUCCGCAUCUCCAUCUCCUUUUCUCUUCUUUGAGUUCUUACCUGUAACACGGAGACUCUCAACUGCUGGCACUCAGGCUAACGAUUUCUCAAAUCUUUUCUUGGCCUACGACAAGUACGGAGCUCGGGUGGAGGCAUUUGCGCCUGGUUACCCGGUCGGUUGGCAGGAAAUCUCAGUGGGAGAUCGCAUCGUCGAAAUCUUAUGGCUUCGAUUUUAAUAUGAUCGUAGUCCCAUAACAACUACUCCUACUACUUCCUUUGCCCUCUAUUUUCGAUCAAUGUGAAGAUAGGCUUAUGAAAUUUAUAUUAGGCGUCUCAGUUCUUGUAGAGGUGGACAAGAAUUUGUAGUGACGCUUUGCUCUAAAUCCAAACGGUGUGAGUUGCGUGAAUCGUAGUCGAUCGUUUAUGCAGACCUUGAUUCGAGAACAUCCUUUCGAGGUCGUUGUUCAGUUGCGACGUAAAGUGGAUGGAAGCUUGACCGAUCGCAUCCCUUUCAAGCAAUGGAAAGGCUGUGCCGCUGCUGGAGCUGGAGUUUCUCUCUCAAAAGCUGGGGCAAAUCAGCUUGGUACUCGGACUAAUAGAGGUCAAGGCAAAGGUGGCCCUCCAGUUGGUCCAAACACGACUUCGAGUCCAAUGAUGUCUUCGCAGAAGAACAAUCAUAACGUACCAAGAACGGAGAUGUCAAACUCACGUAGUGGAAGUCCGUCGUCCCUAACCCUACCAACUACAGCUGGACGAGCCAGUAGAUCUCUCCGCGAACCCAAUGGCAACAUGGUAUUUGGGGGUGAGUCGCUUCUGAUGGAGGGAUACCUGGGAGGACUGAAUUCGGGAGAGAUUUUUGGCUCAUCAGCAUCCGCCGCGAACAACAUCUUCAACACAACGCCUGGAACAAAAAACGUGACGUCACCUACUGCAAAUUCUACUUCGUCACCAAGAAGCAUGAAACGAAACUCGUCGAGAGCAAGUGCGUCGCCACCACCAGGCCUUCGCUUUAAGCCAGGAUAUGGACCGAAGCACGACAAAAGGAUCCCUGUGGAUGUGCAGUACGAAAUGCCGAGUGGAAUUUUCGACUUUUAAAAGUAGAAGAUGAGCAUUUAAAUGACGCAUAAGUAGAUUCAGAUGAUUUAGGAGUGAAAAGAAAAUUGAGAUUGUAGACCUGAAGAAUCAACGCUGGUUGCUCGUAUAAUCCAUAACAAAAUUGUAGUCUGAUUUAAUAGAAGUAACGAUGAAAAAAUUUAUUUCAUGACCUCGUAAGAAAUUAGACAUCUCAUAUGAAUGUACAUAGAAUUGAUAGACGACGUAAGGAAAACAUGGGACGUUUGGGACAAGAAUAUGUAGUCUAGAUAUAAAUUGGAUAGAGAAUGCAUAGGGAUCACCACGCAUCAUAUGAACAUGUUCAUACAUUCCUAAUGUUCAUCUACUCGAUGUUCUUGUACACUAAGUUUUGUAGAGCAUAAACAAGAAUAGAAAGAAGAACGCAAUCGCAAAGAUGAGGGGUGAAAAAUUUUGAAACAGUGAAUUGAGACGAGUACAAUAUUAAGCAGACUCCCACUUAGUUUCUGGCUGUCGAAUCGGACUGGUCUAUCGAUCCCAUUUCUGUGUUCG